UGUCGCUGCUCCUCAAGCUACUAACCCAACCAAAAUGACUAUCUUCGGUCCUCUCGGCCUUUCGCUCGCUCAAACGGUUAAGGCUAACCGUGGCCUCUACAAGUGGGUCAAGCCCUUUGCGGACUGGUACGCUGGCGUCGCAGGCUACAGGAAGAUUGGCCUCAAGUACGAUGACCUCCUCGUUGAGGAGCGUGAGGACGUUCAACGGGCGUUGACCCGUCUCACUGACCGUGAGGCGUAUGACCGCGCCUUCCGCUUCAAGCGUGCCUCUCAAAUGAGCAUUGUCCACGACGUCCUUCCAAAGGAGCAGUGGAUACCCGCUUCCGAGGACAAACGGUACCUCAAGCCCCAUGUCCAGAACGUUGUCGCGGAAGACGAGGAGAGGAGAAUCUGGGACACCAUUUCCGUUCAGAGGAAGAAGUAGAUGGUGUACGUUCAAGCGGCAUAUAGACAUUUUCCUAAUAACGCUGUCCGAUCACUUCACCUUUGCAAAGCUCUACAAGGUGACCUGAUAUGCAGUGCCGAGUUUCAUCCAAACUUCCGGUCAACCACAAGAGCGUUCCGGGUAUCUGGCAAUCUAUUGAUUCGGUACGCUACUGUCGUGUAUGGGCCAGAAGAGCCAGUGGUGUCAUGAAUCUUCGCCUUCGCCGCGGAUGUCCUGCCAAGCCUUCUCAGUCUUUUCUCGCUGGAUCUUGGCCUUUUCACGGUUCGCCGUUGCUUGCUUUAUACUCUAUCGGGGCGCAAGAAGAUAUCAGGAUCUCCGGCCCCUGAAAGUCGGCCGGGCAUGCGUAUAGCCGCGUACCUGAGCAUGCAAACACUUGUUGAGCUGGAUUUUCAUGGUAUUGCAUCCGCCAGUCCAUCUUGCCCAUGUAUCGAGGUGACAUGCUUCCAGUGCCUGGAUGAGCUCUUUGCAGGCUGAAGAAAGGGAGACAUCAGAGUAGGGGCAGCAAAUUGGAGCAUACAUGUUGGUCAGAGGUAGCUAAGUCAUAACGGGAGAAACCAUCGCGAACCGAUGCGCUUGUCAUGGAGCUGCUGAUGCAUAGUCGCACGGCCGCUUGUUUUGCGGUGUACCGUGAGUGAGAGUGGGAAACAGGUCGCGACGCACGCACGGCAAUAUCGGGGACGGUCCAGGGAGGAGACAGGUAGUGCACCGGAGUGCGGCCGGCAGGGGCG
This is a messenger RNA of Phanerochaete carnosa HHB-10118-sp, 1173 nucleotides long. RefSeq lists its product as uncharacterized. The coding region runs from base 35 to 424 and encodes 129 amino acids. The transcript is spliced from 4 exons. The record is from RefSeq and is a predicted model, not a curated record. Lineage: Eukaryota; Fungi; Basidiomycota; Agaricomycetes; Polyporales; Phanerochaetaceae. Gene Ontology annotation, biological process: mitochondrial electron transport, ubiquinol to cytochrome c.